AGCCGGGAGCGCCCGCCUGAGGGUCCUGCCUCUGGAGCCGGGGACACUCCUGAGCCUGCGGGAGAGACUUGCCAGCGGGAGGGAAGCGCUGACUUCGCUGCCAGCGUGGACCCAAGUGUGCCAGGGGACAUCCUGCAGAGCCCAGCCCUGGAUUCCGACAGCGGAGCCGCGAUGGAGGAGAGGGAGCCCCCGCCGAGGGGCAGUAAGCCAGAGAUGACUGACAAGAUGUCGAGCUUCCUUCAUAUUGGAGAUAUUUGUUCUCUCUAUGCAGAGGGCUCAACAAAUGGAUUUAUUAGCACUUUGGGCCUUGUGGAUGAUCGGUGUGUUGUGCAGCCAGAGGCAGGUGAUCUUAACAACCCACCCAAAAAAUUCCGAGAUUGCCUGUUCAAGCUGUGUCCCAUGAACCGGUACUCAGCUCAGAAGCAGUUCUGGAAGGCAGCAAAGCCGGGAGCCAACAGCACCACGGACGCCGUGCUGCUCAAUAAACUGCACCAUGCGGCCGACUUGGAGAAGAAACAGAACGAAACCGAGAACAGGAAACUGCUGGGAACAGUCAUCCAGUAUGGGAAUGUGAUCCAGGUGGUGCAGCACGAUCCCUGCCGCGGCGGCGCCGGAUACUGGAACAGCCUCUUCAGGUUCAAGCACCUGGCGACCGGGCACUACCUGGCAGCAGAGGUAAACCCUGACUAUGAGGAAGAUGACCUGGAGUGUCAAUCCUCACUGGACCCCGAGCAGGACGCGGCGCGGCGGGGCCCGCGCGCCCAGGAGAAGAUGGCCUACUCCCUGGUGUCCGUGCCCGAGGGCAACGACAUCUCCUCCAUCUUCGAGCUGGACCCCACCACCCUGCGCGGGGGAGACAGCCUCGUCCCCAGGAACUCCUAUGUCAGGCUCAGGCACCUUUGCACCAACACCUGGGUUCACAGCACCAAUAUCCCUAUUGAUAAAGAAGAGGAGAAACCCGUGAUGCUUAAAAUUGGUACCUCUCCAGUAAAGGAGGACAAAGAAGCUUUUGCUAUAGUACCAGUGUCACCUGCAGAGGUUCGGGACUUGGAUUUUGCAAAUGAUGCAAGUAAGGUUUUAGGUUCCAUUGCUGGCAAGUUGGAAAAGGGAACAAUAACCCAGAAUGAAAGAAGAUCUGUUACCAAACUGCUGGAGGAUUUGGUCUACUUUGUUACUGGUGGAACUAAUUCUGGACAAGAUGUCCUCGAAGUGGUGUUUUCUAAACCUAACAGAGAACGGCAAAAGCUGAUGAGAGAACAGAAUAUUCUAAAGCAGAUUUUCAAGCUGCUGCAGGCGCCGUUCACGGACAGCGGCGAUGGGCCGAUGCUGCGGCUGGAGGAGCUGGGGGACCAGCGCCACGCGCCCUUCAGGCACAUCUGCAGGCUCUGCUACAGGGUGCUCAGGCACUCCCAGCAGGACUACAGGAAGAAUCAGGAAUACAUUGCCAAGCAGUUUGGCUUCAUGCAGAAGCAGAUUGGCUACGACGUGUUGGCCGAGGACACCAUCACAGCCCUGCUCCACAACAACCGCAAGCUCCUGGAGAAGCACAUCACAGCUGCUGAGAUUGACACCUUCGUGAGUCUCGUGAGGAAAAAUAGGGAGCCCAGGUUUUUGGAUUACCUCUCUGAUCUGUGCGUUUCCAUGAACAAGUCUAUUCCGGUGACACAGGAGCUGAUUUGUAAAGCUGUGCUGAAUCCAGCCAAUGCAGACAUUCUCAUUGAAACCAAGCUGGUCCUCUCCCGCUUCGAAUUCGAAGAAGUGUCAAGUGGGGAAAACGCCCUGGAUGUUGGAGAAGACGAGGAAGAGGUGUGGUUGUUCUGGAGAGACAGCAACAAGGAGAUCCGCAGCAAGAGCAUCCGAGAGCUGGCCCAGGAUGCCAAGGAAGGGCAGAAGGAGGAUCGGGACGUGCUCAGCUACUACAGAUACCAGCUGAACCUCUUUGCUAGAAUGUGCCUUGACCGCCAGUACUUGGCCAUCAACGAGAUCUCGGGGCAGCUGGACGUGGACCUGAUCCUGCGCUGCAUGUCCGACGAGAACCUGCCCUACGACCUGCGCGCCUCCUUCUGCCGCCUCAUGCUGCACAUGCACGUGGACAGGGACCCCCAGGAGCAGGUGACCCCCGUCAAGUACGCCCGGCUCUGGUCCGAGAUCCCCUCGGAGAUCGCCAUCGAUGACUAUGAUAGCAGUGGAACUUCCAAAGAUGAAAUUAAGGAGAGAUUUGCACAAACAAUGGAAUUUGUAGAGGAAUAUUUAAGAGAUGUGGUGUGUCAGAGGUUCCCUUUCUCUGAUAAAGAGAAAAAUAAGCUCACUUUUGAGGUUGUUAACUUAGCCAGAAAUCUGAUAUAUUUUGGUUUCUACAACUUCUGUGACCUCCUCAGACUAACCAAAAUCCUCCUUGCUAUAUUAGACUGUGUGCACAUCACUACCAUCUUCCCUAUUACCAAGAUGGCAAAAGGCGAGGAAAGCAAAGGGAGCAAUGUGAUGAGGUCAAUCCAUGGAGUGGGAGAGCUGAUGACCCAGGUGGUGCUCAGAGGGGGGGGGUUCCUGCCCAUGACUCCGCUCGCUGCUGCUCCCGAGGGGAACGUCAAGCAGAGUGAGCCGGAGAAGGAGGACAUCCUGGUCAUGGACACCAAGCUGAAGAUCAUUGAAAUACUUCAGCUCGUGUUCUCAGGAGCCCUGGACUUCGAACAUAUCGAGGAACAAGCUGAGGGGAUCUUUGGAGGAAGUGAGGAGAACACACCUCUGGAUUUGGAUGAUCACGGUGGCAGAACAUUUCUCCGAGUUCUGUUGCACUUAACCAUGCAUGAUUACCCUCCCCUGGUGUCUGGAGCACUGCAGCUCCUCUUCAGGCACUUCAGCCAGAGACAAGAAGUCCUUCAAGCUUUCAAGCAGGUUCAACUGCUUGUUACCAGCCAAGAUGUUGACAACUACAAGCAGAUCAAACAAGACUUGGACCAGCUGAGGUCAAUAGUGGAGAAGUCGGAGCUGUGGGUGUACAAAGGCCAAGGUCCUGACGAGGCCAUGGACAGUGUGCCAGGUGAAAACGAGCACAAGAAGAAAGAGGAAGGUCACAGCAAGUCCCAAAAGCCUGAAAGUACUAGCAGCUACAACUACCGGGUAGUAAAAGAGAUCCUGCUGCGGCUCAGCAAGCUCUGUGUGCAGGAAGGGGCCUCGGUGAGGAAGAGCCGGAAGCAGCAGCAGCGACUCCUGCGGAACAUGGGAGCCCACGCCGUGGUGCUGGAGCUGCUGCAGAUCCCCUACGAGAAGGCUGAAGACACGAGGAUGCAGGAGAUAAUGAAGCUUGCACACGAGUUUUUGCAGAACUUCUGCGCUGGGAACCAACAGAAUCAGGCCUUGCUGCACAAGCACAUAAACCUGUUCCUUAACCCAGGGAUUCUGGAAGCAGUGACAAUGCAGCACAUUUUCAUGAACAACUUCCAGCUCUGCAGCGAGAUCAACGAGCGCGUCGUUCAGCACUUCGUCCACUGCAUCGAAACCCACGGCAGGAACGUUCAGUACAUCAAGUUCCUGCAGACAAUCGUCAAGGCAGAGGGGAAGUUCAUUAAGAAAUGCCAGGAUAUGGUAAUGGCUGAGCUGGUGAACGCAGGAGAAGAUGUGCUGGUGUUCUACAACGACAGAGCCUCCUUCCAGACCCUGGUGCAGAUGAUGAGGUCAGAGAGGGAUCGGAUGGACGAGAACAGCCCCCUGAUGUACCACAUCCACCUGGUGGAGCUGCUGGCUGUGUGCACUGAGGGCAAAAACGUCUACACAGAGAUCAAGUGCAACUCCCUCCUCCCCCUGGAUGACAUUGUGAGGGUGGUGACCCAUGAGGAUUGCAUUCCUGAGGUCAAAAUAGCCUACAUCAACUUCUUGAACCACUGCUACGUGGACACAGAAGUAGAAAUGAAAGAGAUUUACACCAGUAAUCACAUGUGGAAGCUGUUUGAGAACUUCCUGGUUGACAUCUGUCGGGCCUGUAACAACACCAGCGACAGGAAACACGCAGAUUCCAUCCUGGAGAAGUACGUGACGGAGAUCGUGAUGAGCAUUGUCACCACCUUCUUCAGCUCCCCCUUCUCUGACCAGAGCACAACCCUGCAGACUCGCCAGCCCGUGUUCGUGCAGCUGCUGCAGGGGGUGUUCAGGGUGUACCACUGCAACUGGCUGAUGCCCAGCCAGAAGGCCUCUGUGGAGAGCUGCAUUCGGGUCCUCUCAGAUGUAGCCAAAAGCCGAGCGAUUGCAAUUCCUGUGGACUUGGACAGCCAGGUGAACAAUCUGUUCCUGAAGUCCCAUAACAUUGUGCAGAAGACUGCCAUGAACUGGAGGAUGACUGCCAGGAACGCUGCCCGCAGGGACUCGGUGCUCGCUGCCUCCAGGGACUACCGCAACAUCAUCGAGAGGCUGCAGGACAUCGUGUCAGCCCUGGAGGAUCGCCUGCGUCCCCUCGUGCAGGCAGAGCUCUCAGUGCUGGUAGAUGUGCUGCACAGGCCUGAGCUGCUCUUCCCAGAGAACACGGAUGCCAGGAGGAAAUGUGAAAGUGGAGGUUUCAUUUGCAAGUUAAUUAAGCACACAAAACAGCUGCUGGAGGAGAAUGAGGAGAAACUGUGUAUUAAGGUAUUACAGACGCUCAGGGAAAUGAUGACCAAAGAUAGAGGCUAUGGAGAAAAGGGUGAGGCGCUCAGGCAAGUGUUGGUCAACCGUUACUAUGGCAACGUGCGGCCUGCUGGACGGCGGGAGAGCCUGACCACCUUCGGCAACGGGCCCUUGUCCGCUGGCGGCACCGGCAAGGCCGGGGCGGGAGGAGGAAGCUCCGGAUCGAGUUCAAUGAGCCGAGGGGAGAUGAGUUUGGCAGAUGUCCAGUGUCAUCUGGAUAAAGAAGGUGCAUCCAACCUGGUCAUAGAUCUCAUCAUGAAUGCCACCAGCGACAGAGUCUUCCAUGAGAGCAUCCUGUUAGCCAUUGCCCUGCUGGAAGGUGGGAACACCACGAUACAGCAUUCCUUCUUCUGCCGACUGACGGAAGACAAGAAAUCCGAGAAGUUCUUUAAGGUUUUUUAUGAUCGCAUGAAAGUGGCACAGCAAGAAAUCAAGGCAACUGUCACAGUCAACACCAGUGACUUAGGAAACAAAAAGAAAGAUGAAGACUCAGACAGAGAUGUACCCAACAGGAAAAGAGUGAGGGAGCCCAUGACCCAGAUCACGGAGGAGGUCCGGGAUCAGCUGCUGGAGGCGUCUGCGGCCACGCGCAAGGCGUACAACACGUACCGCAGGGAGGCCGACCCCGAGGAGCACUACUCGGCUGGGGAGGGGGCCCAGGCUGCAGCAGACAAGAGCAAGGAUGACCUGGAGAUGAGUGCUGUCAUCUCCAUCAUGCAGCCCAUCCUGCGGUUCCUGCAGCUGCUCUGUGAAAACCACAACCGGGAUCUGCAGAAUUUCCUACGCUGCCAGAACAACAAGACAAACUACAACCUGGUGUGUGAGACACUGCAGUUCCUGGACUGUAUCUGUGGGAGCACAACUGGGGGGCUUGGGCUGCUGGGGCUGUACAUCAAUGAGAAGAACGUGGCCCUCAUCAACCAGACCCUGGAGAGUUUGACUGAGUACUGCCAGGGGCCCUGCCAUGAGAACCAGAACUGCAUUGCUACUCACGAGUCCAAUGGCAUUGACAUCAUCACAGCUUUAAUUCUCAAUGACAUCAACCCUCUGGGAAAGAAGAGGAUGGACCUCGUGUUGGAACUGAAGAACAAUGCUUCGAAGCUGCUCUUGGCCAUCAUGGAGAGCAGGCACGACAGCGAGAACGCCGAGAGGAUCCUCUACAACAUGAGGCCCAAGGAGCUGGUGGAAGUGAUCAAGAAGGCUUAUCUGCAGGGAGAAGUGGAAUUUGAGGAUGGAGAGAAUGGGGAAGAUGUUGCAGCAUCUCCAAGAAACGUGGGACACAACAUUUAUAUCUUGGCUCAUCAGUUGGCUCGUCACAACAAAGAGCUGCAGAACAUGCUGAAGCCGGGAGGUCAGAUCGAGGGGGAUGAGGCUCUGGAGUUCUACGCCAAGCACACGGCACAGAUCGAGAUUGUCAGGUCGGACCGUACCAUGGAGCAGAUCGUCUUCCCCGUGCCCAGCAUCUGCGAGUUCCUCACCAAGGAGUCCAAGCUGCGGAUUUACUACACCACGGAGAGGGACGAGCAGGGCAGCAAGAUCAACGACUUCUUCCUAAAAUCAGAGGACCUCUUCAACGAGAUGAACUGGCAGAAGAAGCUGCGAGCUCAGCCUUUCCUGUACUGGUGUGCUCGGAACAUGUCCUUCUGGAGCAGCAUUUCCUUUAACCUGGCUGUCCUCAUGAACCUGCUCGUGGCAUUUUUCUAUCCCUUCAAAGGAAUUCGAGGAGGCACCCUGGAGCCCCACCUGUCCGGGCUGCUGUGGACAGCCAUGCUGAUCUCCCUGGCCAUCGUCAUCGCCCUCCCCAAGCCCCACGGCAUCCGCGCCCUCAUCGCCUCCACCAUAUUGCGGCUGAUAUUUUCAGUUGGUUUACAACCUACUUUAUUUCUUCUGGGUGCAUUCAACGUUUGUAAUAAAAUCAUUUUUCUGAUGAGUUUUGUGGGUAACUGUGGGACCUUCACUCGAGGAUACAAGGCUAUGAUCAUGGAUGUGGAGUUCCUCUAUCACCUGCUGUACCUGCUGAUCUGUGCCCUGGGGCUCUUCGUGCACGAGUUCUUUUACAGCCUCCUGCUCUUUGACCUGGUGUACCGGGAAGAGACUUUGCUCAACGUCAUCAAGAGCGUCACCCGCAACGGGCGCUCCAUCAUCCUCACUGCCGUGCUGGCCCUCAUCCUGGUCUACCUGUUCUCCAUCGUGGGGUACCUCUUCUUCAAAGAUGACUUCAUCCUGGAAGUGGACAAGCUCCCUAACGAAACCUUGCUGCCAGAUCGCACAGAGCCAGGUGAGACCAUGACUGGCGAGUUCCUCUAUUCAGAUGUCUGCAAAGCAGGGAGCAGUGAAAACUGCUCUUCCAUCAUUCCUUCAGACCAAGUGCUCACUGAAGAAAUGGAGGAAGAGAACAAGGAGCAUACGUGCGAGACACUGCUGAUGUGCAUUGUUACUGUACUGAGUCACGGGCUCAGGAGCGGGGGUGGAGUAGGUGAUGUGCUCAGGAAACCUUCCAAAGAGGAACCUCUCUUUGCUGCUAGAGUGAUAUAUGAUCUCUUGUUCUUCUUCAUGGUCAUCAUUAUUGUCCUCAACCUGAUUUUUGGGGUGAUCAUUGACACUUUUGCUGAUUUAAGGAGUGAAAAACAGAAGAAGGAAGAAAUUUUAAAAACUACUUGCUUUAUUUGUGGUUUGGAGAGAGAUAAGUUUGACAACAAGACAGUCACGUUUGAAGAGCACAUCAAAGAGGAGCACAACAUGUGGCACUAUCUGUGCUUUAUUGUGUUAGUGAAAGUCAAAGAUUCCACAGAAUACACAGGACCAGAGAGUUACGUGGCAGAAAUGAUCAAGGAGAGAAACCUGGACUGGUUCCCCCGGAUGCGGGCCAUGUCCCUGGUGAGCAGUGACUCAGAAGGGGAGCAGAACGAGCUGAGGAACUUGCAGGAGAAGUUGGAGUCCACCAUGAAGCUUGUGACCAACCUCUCUGGCCAGCUGUCAGAGCUGAAGGAUCAGAUGACGGAGCAGAGGAAGCAGAAGCAGCGCAUCGGCCUCCUCGGCCACCCCCCGCCCAUGAAUGUGAACCUGCAGCAGCAGCCGGCCUAGGCCAGGGGGUCCCGGCCCCUCCCCGACACCCAGAGCAUCCCCCAGCUCCGGGCCCACACGAGGCUGCUCCCUGUACCUUCUGUGCAUCCUGUAAAUACCCUGGUUUUAUACUGUAUGUAUAUGACUGCUACUCUAUCCAGCUUGGGGCGUACGGAGUGUAAUUAGAACUGCUGGCACGGGACAGAGGUUAAACUUUGUGCCAAAACUAUCAAAAUUGCCUUUUUCUUGGAAGGACUAAAGAGAGCACCUGAAUUGCACUUGAAAAGAUUAUUUGACUAUGUGACAUGUAUUUUGUAUUUAAAAGAAAAAAUAGAAUAGCUAGUAUUUAUGUUUUUAUACAAUUGUGCAAUAUGAAUUAUGCAAUCACAAUAUAUUUGGAACUCCUGAAUGUCCUAAAGGGAGUGCACAUCUUUGGAUCUGGUGUGUUAGUACAAUGUAAUAAAUGGUAUAAAAUUACAGGUGUAAAUGAGGCUGCUGCAAAAUUGUGUAACUGGUGAUUUUUCAUACCCUUGGACAUUUUUGUACCAUGUGUGUAAAUAUCUUGCAAUGCCAUAUCUGUUGCCUCUUCCUCCCAGAGAUAACGCUGGGACUCCGUGAGUUGUUCAAUUGGUAUCAGGUAAAGCAAAACAUUAUUUUGAAGCUUCCAAAUGAGGAAAGCAGAGGAGGUAUUUUUCAAGAGACUUCUUUAGAGUACUGAGGCUAGAAGAGCUCAGACACCGGGUUUUUUAAAUGCUAAGAUUUCUUAAAGGGAACUUUUUAUGCAAAAUGAAGUUUGGGAUGAGGAUGCACUGCUGGCAAGUCGGUGCAGUCUCCCAAAACCGAUCCUGAGGCUGUCCAGGCUUUGCAUUCUCAGUGUGUAGGAUCCUUUCCUUCUAUUUUUUCAUUAGAGACCUACGUGCCUGCUAAAGCUUUAGCAAACAGGCAUUGCACCGACUGAAACGUGUCCUGUAGCUGAGCACUGACGUGUGUAAUGCUUGUGUGAGAGCCACUGGUUUGAGGCUGGUCUGUCCCACCCCUUCCUCUCCCUUUCCCUUUCCAUUCAGUCACUUACUUUGGUUUCUGAUUCUCCAGAGUGUGAAAGGAAACUUGUCGGGUUGUUGUUUUGGUUUUUUUUUUUCCUCCAAUCUGUUGCAUAGUUUUAUACAUGGACCUCAUUUUACAGAAGCUGACUUCUUGCAAUACUGUCUACAAAAAAAAAAAAAAGAAAGAAAAAAAGCUACAGACAGAGCUAUGAAAAUUUGUAAAUGCAUAAAUAUAGGUAUUUAAAUAAAUGAUGCAAAAUACUCUA
Molecule: messenger RNA, 9025 nt
Organism: Lepidothrix coronata (blue-crowned manakin)
Lineage: Eukaryota; Metazoa; Chordata; Aves; Passeriformes; Pipridae
Gene: ITPR1
Product: inositol 1,4,5-trisphosphate receptor type 1
Exons: 53
Coding region: 172-7737 (2521 amino acids)
Biological process (GO): calcium ion transmembrane transport
Cellular component (GO): membrane
Molecular function (GO): calcium channel activity
Source: RefSeq, a predicted model, not a curated record